AUGGCGACCUUCCUCAGCCCAGCGCCAACGCGGCCAUCUACCGCAACUCAGGAAGCAGAGAAAGAAUUUAAUAUAUGUCUUGUCGGCAGUGGGGGCGUGGGAACAAUCGCGGCCGUGGUUUUGGAGAAGAGCAAUAAGGCUAGGGUGACGGUUGUGUUGAGAGGCAGCUAUGAGCUUGUGAACGAGAAGGGCUUUGAUAUUGAAAGUGUUGAUCACGGGAGUUUGAAAGGUUGGAAACCGUCGAGAGUUGUCCCCAGCAUUGAAGAGGCUACUUUUGGUGCCCGACCAGCAAACACAAAUCCGCUGCCAACAGGUGCCGCAACACCCAUGGAGUCAGCGAGAGAACGCUACGACUUCCUCGUCCUGUGUACCAAACAACUCCCAGAUCAAUACUCCCUCUCCGAAAUGGUCACACCUUUGAUUACACCCGGUCUAACAGCCAUCGUGUUAAUACAGAAUGGCAUCUUCAUCCACAUGCCCUUCGUCAAGGCAUUCCCCGCAAACGUCACUAUGUCCGCUGUCUCCAUGAUUGGGUCCUUCACAGAGGGCGCCAACAAAGUCCGCCAAAUUGGGCCUGAUCGCUUACAUAUCGGUGCCCACUACCAUCCUGGUAUCUCGGAUGAAGUGAGUGCCGAGCGUACGAAGACGUUCAUCGAAUUGUACUCUCAAGGCGGAGCAGCGAGUUGUACCUUAGCACCAGACAUGAUGUUAGCACGGUGGACCAAACUCCUCUGGAACGCACCCUUCAACGGCCUCUGUGCCCUCAUGGAGAUGACACUCGGGGAAGUCCAACGCUCCGGCGCACGCGAACGGCUCGUUGAACCCAUCAUGCGGGAAAUCGUAGCCAUCGCGAAAGCAGACGGCACGGAGCUGACGGAGGAUUUGGUGCAGGAGAUGUUGUGGAGGAGCCCAGAAACGAGUACUUACAGGCCGAGUAUGCUGCUAGAUCGGGAGAAUGGGCGGCCGAUGGAGAUCGAGGUUAUUCUUGGGGAUGCGGUGAGGAGGGGGAAGGAGCUUGGAGUAGCCGCGAAGGUUUUGGAGAGUGUUUAUGACUUGUUAUGUUUGGUGCGGUGGAGACAGAGCAAUCCGAAGGACGAAGGACCGAUGCAUAUUGGUUAG
This is a messenger RNA of Drepanopeziza brunnea f. sp. 'multigermtubi' MB_m1, 1119 nucleotides long. RefSeq lists its product as uncharacterized. Gene Ontology annotation, biological process: pantothenate biosynthetic process. Gene Ontology annotation, cellular component: cytoplasm. The record is from RefSeq and is a predicted model, not a curated record. NCBI's taxonomy places the organism in Eukaryota, Fungi, Ascomycota, Leotiomycetes, Helotiales, Drepanopezizaceae. Gene Ontology annotation, molecular function: 2-dehydropantoate 2-reductase activity.